GUCGCAGGUAUGUGACGUCAGAGCGGCGACGUGUCAGUCAUGGCCGCUGAUAUUACAUUAUUAUUCAAAGCGAGCGUAAAAACGGUGAAAACGCGCAAUAAAGCGCUUGGACUGACAGAGACGAGCAGCGCGAAGAGACCGCGACAGAGAAACACAUUCAGCUCUAAAGCUAAAGAAGUGAUUUCUAACAUUUCAAAGCUUAAGGAUUUUCUGCUCCAGCACAGGAAGGAUUAUGUCAACGCAGGGAGUUUAAUGUCCUCAGAUGUGUCUCGCAUGACAGACGGCGAGAGAGAUCAAAUCGAUCAAGAUGCUCAAAUCUUCAUGAGGACCUGCGCAGAUGCCAUCAGCCAGCUGCGAUCUGAAACGGAUAGACAGGUGGUCUCAUCGCAGGUGAAGGAUCAUCGUGCAGCUGUGCUGGAUCUAAUAGACGUUUAUCUCAAAGGUGUAUGUAAACUGUAUUCUGAGCAGAGAGCAGUACGUGUGAAAAGAGUUGUGGACAAAAAGAGACUGUCCAGACUAGAACCCGAGCUGCUCGGUAAAGAGAAACCGCAAAGUGAUGUGGAGGAGAGCAAUGAUAAGGCAGUCUCAGACAGUAAUGUUGACCUUUGGGAGGACAGCAGAGUGGAGGAUGACCUCUCACCAGAAGAAAUACAGAUGUUUGAGCAGGAGAAUCAGAGGCUGGUCGGGGAGAUGAACAGUCUGUUAGAUGAAGUCAGGCACAUUGAGGGAAAGGUUGUGGAAAUCUCUCGUCUGCAGGAGAUCUUCGCUGAGAAAGUCCUCCACCAGGAGACUGAGAUCGACAACAUUCAUCAGCUGGUUGUUGGUGCCACAGAAAAUGUGAAGGAAGGAAAUGAAGAUAUUAGAGAGGCUAUGAAAAACAACGCCGGCUUCCGUGUAUGGAUUAUUUUCUUCCUGGUCAUGUGCUCUUUCUCACUGCUUUUCCUCGAUUGGUAUGGCUAAAGGACCAAUUCAGCUAUAACGCAUGUGUGUGCUUGCAGUCAGUAAUUCAUCUGUGUUAAGAGAUGUUCAUGUUAUUCAGACAGACUGCAGCUCCCUCUAGUGGAGCACAAUGUGUACAGAACAUUGAAAUAUCAUGAGUGUCAAACAUGUACAGUUAAAUCAUAUUCAAUAAACACUCAAUGAAGUACUUUUACUGUUUUUCUGCAGUGAUUGUAUAAUAAUAUAAAACACACACUGAAUAAAAACUUUCGAUUAGUUGAUAUAUUGAUAGAAGUGACUGACAACCUUAAAGGGAUAGUUCACCCAAAAAUGAAAAUUCGGUUAUCAUUUACCAACUCUCAUGUUGUUACAAACCUGUAUAAUUUUCUUUGUGCUGAUGAACAUGAAGGAGGAUAUUUUGAGGAAUAUUUUGUAAACAAACCGAUCUUGAGCCCCAUUGACUUCUAUAGUAGGAAAAAAGAAUACUAUGGAAGUGAAUGGGGCUCAUGAAUGGUUAAAUUUUAAACAUUCCUCUAAAUAUCUUCCUUCAUGUUUAUAAAAACAAAGAAAUGUAUACAGGUUUGUAAUCUUUUUUUUGGGUGAAUUAUCCCUUUAAACAAUCUACAAAAUUGUUUUAUUAUUUAUAUUAAAAAUGUAAUUGUUGCAAAAGUUAACCUUGGCCUGUAUUAAAUAAAAUUAUGGGACCUUCA
This is a messenger RNA of Paramisgurnus dabryanus, 1649 nucleotides long. RefSeq names its product syntaxin 18 (gene stx18). The record is from RefSeq and is a predicted model, not a curated record. Gene Ontology annotation, biological process: retrograde vesicle-mediated transport, Golgi to endoplasmic reticulum; intracellular protein transport. Gene Ontology annotation, cellular component: SNARE complex; endoplasmic reticulum; membrane. Lineage: Eukaryota; Metazoa; Chordata; Actinopteri; Cypriniformes; Cobitidae. Gene Ontology annotation, molecular function: SNAP receptor activity.